AUGACCUGGGGGACAUCGGGGCUCUGCACCAUCAUCCACUACCUUGUCCGGGGACAACUGGGCUGGUUGGGGCUGACCAUCGCCUGUGUGGUGCCCGGCUACGCCGCUCAGCUCCUCAGCAUCCUCUGGUACAGGGCAGAUGGCCACCACCCAGCUUGGCUCCUGGUGCUCCACCUCCUGCAGCUGGGCCUCUGGAAGCGGUACUGGGAUGUUUUGUGGAUGGCAGUGAAGAUGGACGGCGGUGCCUGUGCCGGGGAGGUGGUGACACAGCACGGGGACGUGUGUGUGCUGCGGCUCCUGGAAGCCCUCCUGCAGACCUUGCCUCACCUCCUGCUGCAAGCCUACGUCGUGGUGGCAGUCGAGCCAGCGGGUUUCGUCCCCGGUGUCAGCGCUGGGCUGUCCCUGCUCUCCCUCGCCUGGGCUUUGGUCUCCUACAGCCACUUCUCCUGCCUGCUGAAACCUGGUCACCUCUGCCCACCGGCCACAGCCAUCCUCUGCCUACUGCUCUGGAGGACAGGGAUGCUGGGCACCAGGGUCCUGUCCCUGGUGCUCUUUGCCAGACUCUAUUCCUUCUGGGUUUUUGCCGUGGCAGGUGUCCACUGGCUGCUCAUGGCCUUCUGGCUGGUGGCCCAGCAGACGGACAUCGUGGCCCAACCCUGCCGCUGGAGGCUGUUCAAUUGCCUGGUGGGAGCUGUGUAUGUCUUCUGCUAUAUUAACGUCCGACCCGGUCCCUCCAAGCACAGGGUGGCCGUGUUUUAUGCAAUAAUGCUGAUGGAGAACACCCUCCUGCUGCUGCUGGCCACCCGGUUCCUGCAGGCAGAGCUGAGGAGCAGCCUGUGCGUGACCGGGGCCAUCAUGUCAGGGUCUGUGAUAGGUGCCGCAGCUCUGGUGGUUUAUUACAGCCUGCUCCAUCCCAAGUCCACUGAGAUCUGGCAGGGCUUCCUGGAGACAGCCUGCAGUGCUGCGGCUGCAGAUGAUGACCAGGUUGCUGGAGAUGGCUCCCAAGCAGGGGAGAGCUUGGGAACGUCAGGACACAGUGGGUCCUUGGCAGAGGAAGGGACCACGGCAGAUCCCAAGACCAGCAACGGCUCAUCGCUCCUGCAAUUCGGAGAACGUUUGGAGGAUGGCUGGGCAAACCAUCACCACUGGCUGCUGGUAAGGCUGGCCUUGAAGACAGGAGAUAUGUCCACCAUCAACGCAGCUUUUGGAGAUGGUGGCCUGGGAGAGGUCCAUCUUGGAGGAUGGAUGAUGGAGAAACCUGCCAGCGUUGAACCUGGGGCACACCUUUCCCUCCCCACGAGGGAAGUCGGUCCUCGGGGUGUUGAAUCUGGUCUGAACGAUGAAAAAUUGGGGAAUGGAGGAGGUAGCACUUCAAGAACAACAUGGAAGGAUGGAGCAGGGCAGGAGCCUGGUUUUCACUCAGCCAUGUCCUUUCUCAGCAGCUUCCCCCCAGAUCCAGCCGAGGGCUCCUCUGUGUAUUUCAGCGCGACCGCAGGAGGAACCACCUCUCCUGGUGUGGGGACAACCACAGUGACACGCCUGGCCCUGGUGCAAAGGGACAACGAAGCCCAGCCUUCCUCCAGCUGCUUGGGAGGAGGAGGAGGAGGGGAUUUAUCCCUUGGGAUGGUGAGCAUCAGCCCAGUCCUGGGCGCUUGUGCCCUCAAGGAUCUGCAGAGCAGCUCUUCCCUCGGCACCAUGAGCAGCUUUGGGGUGGCAGGUCCCCACAAAGAGGUCUCAGAGCCUGUGGGGCCGGAGGGUGCCCUCGUGGGGUGUCAUCACCCUCGAGACACCCACCCUUGUGGCACACAAGGGGCUGUCGUGAGGAGCAAGUUGAGGCCACCAUGCUUCACUUCCACCCCCAAGGGUGACUCUAGAUGCCCACAGCGAGGACUGGGGGAGCUGGGAGAGGGGACAGACCUGUCUGGGUCACUGGAGUGACCCUGAAAUUGCUGCACCGUCACUUUGGGUGAGCAUUGGGGUGACUGCCUCGUUGGCAGGGUAUGGCAGGAGGUGGUGGGAUGUUAAUGCUGACCACAAAGAAUGUCCCCAUGGUGCCCCUGCCACCAGACAGACAUGGUCCUCCAUCAGCAGGGUAUCACCUUCCCUCCUGGGGCAUCUUCUACUUGCAGUUUUGGAGAGCUUCAGAGGUCUUUGAAAGCCAAGCAGCUGCAACGUGCUGCCUUUGAUGUGACUUGUGAUGAUGGCUUGAAGCACGUCCUUUAAUAAGUGCCUCUACAAGCUGCUGGCCUGUCCCAGUGUGGAGAUCUGGCUGCUGCCUCCAGGAGCUGCAACGCUGGCCAAAGCAGGAGUCUUCUCAGGACAAAUAAGUGCCUCAACCAGAAAAAAAAAAGAGUUUUAUUCUCUGAUGCCAUUCCUUCUGGGCAGAAUAUGCCCUAAAUUAAGUCUCAGCGGUACUUGGUUUAUUUUUUCUUCCACCAGGUUCUUCUUGAGAGCUUACCAGCUCCGUUUAUUGGGGCUACAUAGGAGCCUCAGUACUGUGGUCUCAGGACCACGGGCUGGUUGGACAUGAGUCCAAGGGAUGGUCAGCUGGGUUCACCACAGUGCACCACUGGUGCACAUCUGGCUGCAUCCUCCAGCUGCUGUCCCU
Molecule: messenger RNA, 2608 nt
Organism: Calidris pugnax (ruff)
Lineage: Eukaryota; Metazoa; Chordata; Aves; Charadriiformes; Scolopacidae
Gene: XKR5
Product: X-linked Kx blood group related 5
Biological process (GO): engulfment of apoptotic cell; apoptotic process involved in development; phosphatidylserine exposure on apoptotic cell surface
Cellular component (GO): plasma membrane
Source: RefSeq, a predicted model, not a curated record